This is a messenger RNA of Saimiri boliviensis boliviensis (Bolivian squirrel monkey), 3617 nucleotides long. It is a transcript of the gene GRHL1, whose product is annotated as grainyhead like transcription factor 1. Lineage: Eukaryota; Metazoa; Chordata; Mammalia; Primates; Cebidae. Gene Ontology annotation, cellular component: nucleus. The record is from RefSeq and is a predicted model, not a curated record. Gene Ontology annotation, biological process: regulation of transcription by RNA polymerase II. Gene Ontology annotation, molecular function: DNA-binding transcription activator activity, RNA polymerase II-specific; RNA polymerase II cis-regulatory region sequence-specific DNA binding.
GCAGCCCGCGCUGAGCCGGCUCAGAGCGAGAAAAGCGAACCCAACCCGUCGGGGCCGCCGCUCCGGACCCGCAGCCACCGCCGCCUCCUCCCCCCGGAUCGGGUGUACUGUCCCAACCCGAAAGUCCAGUUCUGCGGCCCGGCAGCGGCGAGCGGGCGCGAUGACACAGGAGUACGACAACAAACGGCCAGUGUUAGUUCUUCAGAAUGAAGCACUUUAUCCCCAACGGCGGUCCUACACUAGUGAGGAUGAGGCCUGGAAAUCCUUCCUGGAAAACCCUCUCACUGCAGCGACCAAAGCGAUGAUGAGCAUCAAUGGAGACGAAGACAGCGCAGCUGCGCUGGGCCUGCUCUAUGACUACUACAAGGUUCCAAGAGAGAGAAGGUCAUCAACAGCAAAGCCAGAGGUGGAGCACCCUGAGCCAGAUCACAGCAAAAGAAGCAGCAUACCAAUUGUGACGGAGCAGCCCCUCAUUUCUGCUGGAGAAAACAGAGUGCAAGUACUGAAAAAUGUGCCAUUUAAUAUUGUCCUUCCCCAUGGCAACCAGCUGGGCAUUGAUAAGAGAGGCCAUCUGACAGCUCCAGAUACGACAGUCACUGUCUCCAUAGCAACCAUGCCUACCCACUCCAUCAAGACAGAAACCCAGCCACAUGGCUUUGCUGUGGGAAUCCCUCCAGCAGUGUAUCAUCCUGAACCCACUGAGCGGGUGGUGGUUUUCGACCGGAAUCUCAAUACUGACCAGUUCAGCUCUGGUGCUCAAGCCCCAAAUGCUCAAAGGCGAACUCCAGACUCGACCUUCUCAGAGACCUUCAAGGAAGGCAUUCAGGAGGUUUUCUUCCCCUCGGAUCUCAGUCUGCGGAUGCCUGGCAUGAAUUCAGAGGACUAUGUUUUUGACAGUGUUUCUGGGAACAACUUUGAAUAUACCCUAGAAGCUUCAAAAUCACUUCGACAGAAGCCUGGAGACAGCACCAUGACGUACCUGAACAAAGGCCAGUUCUAUCCCAUCACCUUAAAGGAGGUGAGCAGCAAUGAAGGAAUCCAUCACCCCAUCAGCAAAGUUCGAAGUGUGAUCAUGGUGGUUUUUGCUGAAGACAAAAGCAGAGAAGAUCAGUUAAGGCAUUGGAAGUACUGGCACUCCCGGCAGCACACUGCUAAACAAAGAUGCAUUGACAUAGCUGACUAUAAAGAAAGCUUCAACACUAUCAGUAACAUCGAGGAGAUUGCGUAUAAUGCCAUUUCCUUCACGUGGGACAUCAAUGAUGAAGCAAAGGUUUUCAUCUCUGUGAACUGCUUAAGCACAGAUUUCUCUUCCCAGAAGGGAGUGAAGGGGUUGCCUCUUAACAUUCAGAUUGAUACCUAUAGUUACAACAACCGCAGCAACAAGCCUGUACACCGGGCCUACUGCCAGAUCAAGGUCUUCUGUGACAAGGGAGCUGAGCGGAAAAUCAGGGAUGAAGAACGAAAGCAAAGCAAAAGAAAAGGCAAGUGUCCUGACCCCAGCUCCCAGUUGAAUGCCUUUUCUGAUGUUAAAGUACCACUGCUUCCCUCUCACAAGCGAAUGGAUAUCACGGUUUUCAAACCCUUCAUUGAUCUCGAUACUCAGCCUGUCCUCUUCAUUCCUGAUGUGCACUUUGCCAACUUGCAGCGGGGCACUCAUGUCCUUCCCAUUGCCUCAGAAGAAUUGGAGGGUGAAGGGUCUGCCUUGAAAAGGGGGCCGUACGGCACAGAAGAUGACUUUUCUGUCCCUCCUUGUACCAAGCUGUCCCGGAUAGAAGAACCAAAGAGAGUGCUACUCUAUGUUCGAAAGGAGUCAGAAGAAGUCUUUGAUGCCCUGAUGCUCAAGACCCCAUCUUUGAAGGGCUUGAUGGAAGCUAUCUCAGACAAGUAUGAUGUUCCUCAUGACAAGAUUGGGAAAAUAUUUAAGAAGUGUAAAAAGGGGAUCCUGGUGAACAUGGACGACAACAUUGUGAAGCAUUACUCCAAUGAGGACACCUUCCAGCUGCAGAUUGAAGAAGCCGGGGGGUCGUACAAGCUCACCCUGACUGAGAUCUAAAGGCUCGUGAGCCACAGCUCCCCAGGAGUUCAGUGCAGGUGUUUCUAAAUCUUACGGUUUGGCAAGUGCAGAUAACCCCAGUCAGUCAUCUCACCAGCACAGGUCUAUGUCGAGGGAAGGGUUUCCUUGCAGAUUGGAAGUGGGGCUGUAUCUGGCUCGGUGGUAGCAUUUAACCUAUUGCAUUGGCGUUUUUCAGAUGAAAGAGAAAUCCAUGUGCCAUUAUGUUUGAAUUUCCUGAUAUAUACAGGAUUUAAACUGAAAAAUUUAUUCUAAGAGUUAACAGAGUCUCUAAGAAGCUUUGGGAUAUCUGCUAUGUUAUUUAUCAAAAUAUUGGGACAUCUGCCUUGUGCCUACAGUGUCGUUGGCCUGAGGUCAGCAGAAGUCAGAGAAGGUGAAGGCUUGGCUUUAAGUAUUAUGUGCCCUUGCCUGAAUUCAGUACAACUCCACUGCCUCAGGUUAGUGGGAGCGAACCUGAAGAGUAAAGGGUGAGCCCUCUCUCCCUUAACCCUCUCAUUCUCCACCAAAUGUUUACUAAACAGGGCACGUUACUGAAAUCUUCCUUUGCGACUUUCUUGGACAUAUCAACUGCCUUUCUCAUGAAGAAUUUUAAUGGGUUACAGUAUGAAAUCAGUUACGAUAAAGCUGCAUUGUAUAUAAGUGCAAUAUAUUUUUGAAGGUCUGUAAAUGUGUACAUACAUGUCUUAUAUAAAUAUAUAAUAUAUAAAUGUGGUGUCUGUGUACAUAUAGUGAAGAUAUGCAGUAAGAUCUACCUUAAAGACUUUCCCUAGACAAAGGUUAAGUUAUUUUUGAUAAUGUAUACCAAGCAGAUAGAAUACUGUGCUUAGUGGAACCAACUAAAAACCUUGUUCUCUGUGUUUUUCCAGACACAAGCAGUCAUUUUGUAGCAUAGCAAAACUUUCUCAAAUGACAGAUUGUUUGCUAUUGAGAAUGUUGUUACUUGGAUUUCUGUACUGUUUAACAAAUGAAGUAAAAGAAAAACACUAUUGCAAUUCACAUCUUUUGUUAUGCUAGUAUCAGUCAGAUGUACUUAGAAGAAACACAGUAAUUACAUCAAACAUAUUGCAAGUGUUGUGUACCAAGUGAUACAGCUCAAAAUGGAGUUGUCAUCUCUCUGUUUGGAGAAAUGAUUAUUUUAUCAGUGCUUCAGAUCCUUGGUGCUUUGAUUAUCUUGUAUGUUAACAAUUCUAGAAAACAUUCAUGAAUUUAUAAAAAUACAUUACUGUGGCAGGGGAACAUUUUGUACACAUUUAAAUAUAUAAAAAUACUAAACUAUAUAAUUUUAUAACAAAGUCACGGGUAUCUAGGUUCAGGGAGCUAGACUGGGUCAUUUGCGUACGUAGGACUGGUAGUUACAGUCUUGGGUUAAAGUACUCUAAUGAAGUAUGGGAACUAAAUUGCUGAUUUUCUAAGAUAAGAGACGGGAUAUGGGUCAUACAACUAUUUUAUAUUUUUUAUGAAAUUGAUUUUGUGUAUUAUUUUCAAUUGUAUCAUUGAAGAUGUAUUUUAAAACAAAGGGAUUAAAUUUUAUAUGUCUAUUUCGUAA